This is a messenger RNA of Seminavis robusta, 762 nucleotides long. The record is from the annotation of a GenBank genome assembly. Lineage: Eukaryota; Bacillariophyta; Bacillariophyceae; Naviculales; Naviculaceae.
AUGGGAAACUUUUACAAUUCGCAUGCGGAACUACUAGCCAUGCAAGCUGCCAACCGCGAGGACUUUUACGAGAAAAACAAUGAAUGGUGGCAAACGGGUGGCUAUGGUGGUGCCACAGACGAUGAAGAAAUGAUUGGUGAUGAAGAUGGUGCCAGUGAUUGCCUGGAAGGCCUUUUCUUUUUAGACAGACUGAUACAAAAGAACAACAAGGACAAGAACAAUUCAUUAUUGAUGCAACACAAAUUAGCCGUUGAUGUGGGAGCUGGGCUAGGACGGAUCACCAAAGGCAUUCUGUUGAAGCACUAUGACGAAAUUCAUCUGGUGGAAGGAAACUCUGCCUACAGCAAGCGGAGUAAAGUCAAGCUCGGAAAGAAGAAGGCCAAGCGAUGUGUCUUUACCCAGUGCUAUUUACAAGAUAUUAAUUCUCAGACACUUGGUACCAAUAAGCCAAUAGAUCUCAUAUGGAUCCAAUGGACGUUGCAAUAUUUGACUGAUUGUGAUGUGAUUGAGUGCCUGAGAAUAUUGGCAGAGGGCCUGCGACCCAUUGUGGGGGUGUUGGUCGUCAAGGAGAAUCGACCCUUUGGAAUACAAAGAGAAGACCGGUUUCAAAUGGACACUCCAGCGGGAGAGAACAACCGAUAUGACAUUACAAGACCCGAUGCCCAUCACCGACUGCUGUUUCAAAUGGCCGGGUUAACGGUGAAGUCCACGGAACGGGGCGAAGAGACCAAUACUUAUGAGUUGACAAAUGAAACAUUGUGA